Molecule: messenger RNA, 1648 nt
Organism: Branchiostoma floridae (Florida lancelet)
Lineage: Eukaryota; Metazoa; Chordata; Leptocardii; Amphioxiformes; Branchiostomatidae
Product: monocarboxylate transporter 12-like
Exons: 3
Coding region: 35-1210 (391 amino acids)
Biological process (GO): monocarboxylic acid transport; transmembrane transport
Molecular function (GO): monocarboxylic acid transmembrane transporter activity
Source: RefSeq, a predicted model, not a curated record
UGUGCCCUAUUUUGCAGCGUUCCUUACCGGAGCCAUGUGUAACGUGUUCGGUUGCAGAGCUGUAGUAAUGGCGGGUAGUGUGAUGGCGGCGGCUGGUCUCCUGUCCAGCAUGUUCGUCACCACUCUACCUGUCAUGUACCUGACGGCUGGCGUCAUCACAGGUGUUGGGUUCUCCUUCAUGUAUACGCCAUGUAUUAUCAUGGUGGGCAGAUACUUCAAGAGAAGAAGAGCACUUGCGAACGGACUAGGCCUAUCAGGCUCCGGGGUCGGAACUUUCGCCUUCCCACCAGUGUUUCAGUUACUUAUAGACUCAUUCGGCUGGCGGGGUUCCCUUUUUAUCGUAGCAGGGGUCACCUUACAAGGCUGCAUCUUUGGUGCCCUGCUAAGACCGAUAUAUCUAAAGGAUGACGUUGAAAAAAGGAAAAUUGUUAUUUCAAAUGGCAGACAGAUUCCGUCAAGAUGUCAUCGGCCGUGCCUGUCUCUAUGUAGACUCCUGGACCUCUCGCUUUUCAAGAACCCGAACUUUGUUGUUAUUAUUGUUUCAAGCAUGCUCGUGAUUUUUGGUAAUUUCAUCCUCUUUGUUCACCUCGUUGCCCAUGCGAGAAAUGUUGGAACUGCAGCGCAGGAAGCCGCUUUUCUUGUCUCAGUUGUGGGUAUCGGUGAGAUGGUGUCCAGGAUAGCGUACGGCUGGCUCUCGGACACGGGUCUGUUCCCUCGGCUCCGUGGGUACAUAGUCUGCGACCUCGGCCUCGGCCUGUGUCUGUUCUUCUUACCAUUUGCACAGACGUACCCUUCCAUGGUGGUAUGUAGCCUCGCUAUAGGCCUGUUUGGUGGCUCCUGUGCCAGCCAAACAGCGGUAUUUCUGGCAGAGUUCUGCGGAGUUACCAGACUGGCCAGUGCUGUGGGGAUAGCCUACGGGAUACAGGGGUUCGCCAUCUUGUUCGGCCCGCCUAUUGCAGGUCGUUUAUAUGACGUCACCGGAAAUUACACGGUCUCCUUCUAUGUUGCCGGAAGUGUCGUCAUGAUCAGCGUUCUGAUGGUGACGUCACUAGAAGUACAUCGCACGUGGACUUCACAAGUCUUACCACAGACCUCUAGAACCAACGGAUCUCUUAUAUCUACUGAAGAUAUGGAAAGUUUUGACAAAGAGAAAGAUACGGAAUGGACUGACUCUAGCGAGCAUUUCAUCAUCCAUGAAAGUAGUGUGUAAAUGUCUAUUUCAGUGUCUGACAAAAUGUAAUAUGUCCAUUGUGAACACCGAUUCUCUUGUCUAGUACUAUCAAAACUUGCCAUGUCAAAUAUGAGUAACAAAAGAAGGUCAUGUAUGGCAAACUAGAAACCACUUUCAAUGUUGAAGAAUGAGUCUUGUUUAACAAGGCACAUAUUGUUUGCUCGGCUUGUAGUUUUUACCAUCUCUUGCAAUUACUCUGAAAAGCGUCCUUAGCAACGGCCAUGGCAACGGUUAUCAUGACAGAUAUUUAUAAUGUAACGACCAUAAUACCGGGAAUGGUACAAUGCAACCAUUGAUGUAUAAUGUAUAAGAUAAAGCCUAUUCGGGAUAUUUCAACAGAAAGUUAAUUAUACAUCAUAUACGCUAUUUAAUGACCCCUAACGCCUGACCGGUGUAAGAUAUGAAAAAAAAAAUGUG